Messenger RNA from Oncorhynchus mykiss (rainbow trout), 2012 nucleotides. Lineage: Eukaryota; Metazoa; Chordata; Actinopteri; Salmoniformes; Salmonidae. The record is from RefSeq and is a predicted model, not a curated record.
GUUCAACGAAAUGAUUCUUCAGACGUCAUUGAUCACGUGCUGCUGAUAAAGGGACUCUGCUUUGAAUUAUACCGCUUAGCGACUUCAGUACAUGCCUCAUAGCUCCAGUCUCAAACUUAACCCCGUUCCUGAUGAUGAAGAAGAGGUGGUCUGCCUGCUGGAUGGAGAAAGACGCUCUCGUGGAAGAGGAGGCUGUUACAAUACAAAAACAAGUAGAGGUUGAGGCUGUUAUCGUGAAAGAAGAAGAGAAAGAGGUCUCAGUUAAAGAAGAGGAAGACUCGUUCAGAGUCAAAGUGAAAGAAGUGGAGGGGGAAGUGACUGUCACAUCGAAAAAUGAAGAAGAGGAGGAAACUGGAUAUCUGGGCCCGGUUUCCCAAGCGCAUCUUAAGGCGUCGGAUGGUUCUAACGAUGAACGGGCCCUGAUUAACACGAGAGAGAGACGUGACUAUAGUGGAUCCUCUGGGGGGCCUCAACAACCUCAUGAUGCUAACGAGGCAGAGGCGAGUCUCUCCACUUCAAAACACCUCAAGAAACACCAGCAGAGACCCACAGGGAAGAAAUCUCAUUGCUGCUCUGACUGUGGGAAAGGUUGCAAAUCUUCAUCAGAACUUAAAAUACACCAGAGAACACACACAGGAGAGAAACCUUAUAGCUGUGGUCAAUGUGGGAGGAGUUUUACCACAUCUAGCGGUCUGACAUUACACCAGAGAACACACACAGGAGAGAAACCUUAUAGCUGUGAUCAAUGUGGGAGGUGUUUUGUUCAAUCUAGCCAUCUGACUGAACACCACAGAACACACACAGGAGAGAAACCUUAUAGCUGUGAUCAAUGUGGGAGGAGUUUUGUUAAAUCUAGCCAUCUGACUGAACACCACAGAACACACACAGGAGAGAAGCCUUAUAGCUGUGGUCAAUGUGGCAGGACUUUUACUAGAUCUAAUGGUCUGACAAUACACCAGAGAACACACACAGGAGAGAAAUCUUACAGCUGUGAUCAAUGUGGGAGGAGUUUUGUUCAAGCUAGCCAUCUGACUCAACACCAGAGAACACACACAGGAGAGAAACCUUAUAGCUGUGAUCAAUGUGGGAAGAGUUUUGUUCAAGCUAGCAAUCUGACUCAGCACCAGAGAACACACACAGGAGAGAAGCCUUAUAGCUGUGAUCAAUGUGGGAGGAGUUUUACUACAUCUAGCAUUCUGACAGUACACCAGAGAACACACACAGGAGAGAAACCUUAUAGCUGUGAUCAAUGUGGGAGGAGUUUUGUUCAAGCUAGCCAUCUGACUCAACACCAGAGAACACACACAUGAGAGAAACCUUAUACUUGUGAUUUAUGUGGGAGGAGUUUUGUUCAAGCUAGCAAUCUGACUCAACACCAGAGAACACACACAGGAGAGAAACCUUUUAGCUGUGAUCAAUGUGACAAGAGAUACUCUGAUAACAGAUCUCUGAUCAAAAAGUCAGAAAAUACAUGCAUGAAGAAGUUGUUUCAUGAUAUCACUGAAAUAAUGUCACAAUGUAGAAUGUUUUAACAUUGUAGUAGGAGUAUUUUAAUGAUGUCACAAUGUAGAAUGUUUUAACAUUGUAGGAGUAUUUUAAUGAUGUCACAAUGUAGAAUGUUUUAACAUUGUAGUAGGAGUAUUUUAAUGAUGUCACAAUGUAGAAUGUUUUAACAUUGUAGUAGAAGUGUUUUAAUGAUGUUCUACCUUAUCGUUUACCCUGUUCAAUUGAUUGCAGCAUGAUAUGGAUAUUAGCCUCAGGGGAAAAUCCAGGCUCUGAAUUGAAAUAUUAUUUAACAAAGUGAGUAACAAAAAAAUAGCUGUGUUACCCUUACUGCGUUGGUGACCCACUUUAAUCAAAAUGCAGCACUUCAAAAUGUAGCUAGCUGUUUUCUACUAGUUGAAAAAGCUGCUUGUUUAAAAAAAUACAUGUAAUAUAAUAAUUGUUGCAGAUGUUUGUAUUUUCACACAUGAAAGCAGUAUAAUAAAUUGGACUAUAAUCAAUUUGAUUAA